This is a messenger RNA of Darwinula stevensoni, 630 nucleotides long. NCBI's taxonomy places the organism in Eukaryota, Metazoa, Arthropoda, Ostracoda, Podocopida, Darwinulidae. The record is from the annotation of a GenBank genome assembly.
UUAUAGGUCAUAUGUGUACAAUGCUUGGAGGUAGAAGGGAUUGAAUGGUGGAUGAGCUAUGGACAUGACUGCCUUCAGAACUGAUGGAUCCCAUUGAGCUUGCUGCCUUCUCUAACAUUUGCACUAACAUCAGCUCCCCUGGAGAACCAGUGCCUCUGCCAAAUUCACUGCAAGAUGUCUCGAGUAACAUUUGCAGAAAAACGGAUCCAGAAGGAAUUGAUGGCCUUGAAAAAUGAUCCCCCUGUAGGUGUCACCCUAGAUGAUUCCAGCCUCACCAACAUAUACAGGUGGCGUGUACAUAUAGAGGGAGCAGAAAAUACCCUAUAUGAGGGGGAGCAUUUCAUAUUGGACUUCAAGUUCACUGCAAAAUAUCCAUUUGAAUCCCCUCAGGUUGUUUUCCUGGGACCAAUUAUUCCAGUUCAUCCACAUGUCUACAGCAAUGGUCAUAUAUGCCUGUCUAUUCUCACAGAGGAUUGGUCCCCUGCAAUGUCAGUAGAAUCUGUUUGCCUGAGUAUUGUCUCCAUGCUCAGCAGUUGCAAGGAAAAGAAGAGACCUCCUGAUAACUCUGUUUAUGUGCGCACCUGCAGCAAGAAUCCCAAGGAUACAAAUUGGUGGUAUCAUGAAUUGUGA